AUGCAAACGCUCCUAGUCGAAGAAUCAAAUUCCAAAAAAAAUUUUUAUAAUUACUACGAUUCAAAAAAUGUACUAGAAGAAAACAUAGGUGACAAAAGAGAAGAUUAUUCAAUAGAGGAUUUCGAUACAAAAGAAGAUGUUGUGUCUAUUCAUACCGAUUCAGAUUAUUCUUUGCCUAGUGACGAAGAAGAAUUCGAUACAAGCGAUGCUUCGAUUAAUAUCAAAAACAAUAACAAUCCUGCUAUCAUUACAAACACAAACGCUAAUUUUAAAAAGAGGUAUAUAAAUGAUGGCAGUAUUCCAUAUUCAAGGAAUUGUGAGAGGCCAUUUAAAGAACAUUCUCAACAUUUUCAUUUUGACGAUCGUGAUAGCAGAGAUCUUGUUUACAACAAUGACAUUUAUGAAUGGCCACCAAGAUAUCAUCAUGUUAUGUCAUAUCAAAAUUAUGAUCUUGAUAGAGAAUAUGAACAUGAACAACAAUACAUGGAUGACAGGAUGAUUGAUUAUAUUGAUUACGAUGGAGGAAAUGAUAGAGGCAUCGGCAUUGGUGGUGGUCUAGAAUCUGGUAAUCGAACCUCAUAUAUUAUUAACGGUAAUAAUAAUAUGUCAAAUACUGGAAUAGGAGGCAAUAGAAUUAAUAAUUGUGGUAAGCCGUUGGCAAGACAACGAUCACUGGAAAGUAUCAAUAAAGAUGAUCAUUUAUUACUAUUACGUGAAAGAGACCAACCUUUACCAUUUCCUCCACGUGAUAGUUUUAGAAAAUUUGAUGAUAGAGCUCCUCCCAUGAUGUUGACUCAUAGAACCGAUGAUGAUUAUUAUUACGGUACAAUGUCUGAUCGAUAUUUAAGAGAUUUAAGUGUUAGUGAUUAUGACAAUGAUAUUUAUUAUUAUAGAAAUAUGCAACAAGAUAAACCAAGAAUUGACUCAACAAGUAGAGAAGAAAGAUCAUUGAAUGGAUUGAAUCAUUAUCAAAUACUGAAAAAUCAAGAUAUGGAGACAGAUACUACUGAUUAUUGCAAUGUUAAAAAUGAUAUCGUUAAUAACGACAAUAUUAAUAAUUUAGGAAUCAAUCAAUAUUAUCAAAAAAUUAAUAAUAAUGAUAACGAUAACAAUAAUAAUUAUUAUUUAGAAGAACCUUCUUUACCAUAUCCUUGGGAACUAUGUAUAUCCAGUAAAAAUAAGAUUUACUACUUCAAUACUGAAACUCAUGAAAGUCAAUGGACAUUUCCAUCCGAAGAUAAUUAUAAAAAGAAUUACGAUGACAACAAUAACGACAUAUGGCCAAUAGAUUCAACUGAAUGA
Messenger RNA from Entrophospora candida, 1302 nucleotides. NCBI's taxonomy places the organism in Eukaryota, Fungi, Glomeromycota, Glomeromycetes, Entrophosporales, Entrophosporaceae. The record is from the annotation of a GenBank genome assembly.